Molecule: messenger RNA, 1365 nt
Organism: Leguminivora glycinivorella
Lineage: Eukaryota; Metazoa; Arthropoda; Insecta; Lepidoptera; Tortricidae
Gene: MED18
Product: mediator of RNA polymerase II transcription subunit 18
Exons: 5
Coding region: 228-893 (221 amino acids)
Biological process (GO): termination of RNA polymerase II transcription; regulation of transcription by RNA polymerase II
Cellular component (GO): mediator complex; core mediator complex
Molecular function (GO): transcription coregulator activity
Source: RefSeq, a predicted model, not a curated record
UAACUGGAUUUUACGUUGAAAUUACUCUAAAAUAACGAAGUUGUAUUUAUUGUACCAUAGAUUAUAAACCGAUUACAAGAAAAAAAAUACCACGAUUAUUUUGACACUGACAGAUCACAGGCAAGCAAACUGCAAAGUUGCAGGCUGCACGACUAGCAUAGCGUCUAAAUAGGAUGUUUAAAAUUUGUUGUUCUGAGUUAAAUAAUUAAAUCACCAGAUUAAUAACAAUGUCUGCUGCAAACGCAGCGCCCAUCACCGCUACGGACAGCCUUACCCAAGCUUUGAAAGCUAAUAUCAUCCCUAACCAAGAGUACUUAUUACAGGGUUCAGUACUGGACUCUGCUGUGGAGGUUUUGUUGCAUAGGCUGCGUGGGCUGUGUGAUAAUGUGGACGCCGGCCCAGAGACAUUUGACGACCAAGAAGUAUGCUUCAGUCUUCGAGAUCCUAAUCAACAGACAGCCCCUCUAAUGCUACGCGUGCGCAAGGCGCUGGACGCGCGCGACAUGCCAUACCAGCUUCGCUACAUUGGCCAGCCGGACCUAGGCGACAAGAACCGGCCCACCGUGGUGCGUUCCAGCCUUGACAUUGCCUGCAAUGGCAUGCUGCUCGAGUUCCUUAGUGAGCUUGGUUGCCGGAUCGAGUUUGAAUAUAGUGUUAAAGGGUACAUGUUUCGGAAAGGAAGGAUGAAGAUAACAGUUGCAAAAGUAUUCAAGAUACCACAGAACUCUAUGCCUCCUGAGCCUAUUUCACAGAGCUAUCUAGUUGAGCUCUCGGUGCUAGCCCCUCAAGGGCAGGACGCGAUCGCCGAGGAUAUGCGCGCGUUCGCCGACCAGCUGCGACCUCUCGUGCAGCUCGACAAGAUCGACUACAAGCGGCUCGGGCACAUGACAUAGCCCAUGUUCCUGGCUUAGGCCGCGCCGACCGCCCCCGCCGCCGGUCGACGCCGCCUCAGCCAAGCCCGCUGGAGGCUACUCUUGAUGCGAUUGCGUCUGUUUCACUUCGUUCGUAUCCUUUCAUGUCUACAAGUAGUCUUACACCUUUCAUUUUUAAACCCUCGAACACCUUGUCCCGGUAUACUAUGCACGCAGACACCAGACAGUUUAUACAGUUGUGAGCUGUGUUCGCCUGUUGACUACGUGCACGACGGGCACUGCUCUCAUUUUGUGGGCUUUUCCAUGUUAGUUAGUAUGAUGUAUUAAUUCUAACGGCCGCCACUAGAAUAUUAAUGUUGGACAUGCCCAUAAGAUGACGUGCAUUUGUGACAAUUAGCUCCAUUCUGCCACGCACGUUGCCAAUAAUUGGCUAAGCAUUUGAUGUAUUACUUUUUGCGAUUGUGUAAAUAAUAACAAUUGAAGGUUAGUAGUU